CAGCACCCAGUCUAGUGUCAAGGAGAAUGGGCGGUCCGUAAACGGCUGACCCCACGAGCACUGCUCUCGAGCUGCAGAUGCUCGUGAAGCAGUGAUGAACCGGAGCUCCAGUGUGUCGGCAGCGAUGAGUAGUCAAAGUGAUCGGAGGUUGUGAUGAAGAUCCUGCCCUCCAGCGAACCUUCAGUCUGAGUGGCCAGUGUGUGUCGGCCAGACGGCGGCAGCCUGGACUCAGUAGAACACACUGUCAGUGAGCCUCCCUAUGGGUGAAGUUCUGUCUUUGAUGUUGUGAUCAGCCCCAGAGGCCGUGCUCCCAACAGCCUUCACUCUCCAGACCCCUCCCCCCCACCCCCACAUCCACCGUCAUUAUGGGGGAGGUAGUCCUAAUGCACUUCACCACCGUGGACUACGUCAUCUUCGCAUUGCUGUUGGUGGCGUCCACCGGCAUCGGCCUCUUCUACGCCUUCUCCGGCGGACGCCAGCGCACAACACAGGAGUUCCUGAUGGCCGAUCGCUCCAUGAGCUGCCUGCCCGUGUCUCUGUCCCUGCUGGCCACUUUCCAGUCGGCCGUGGCCAUCCUUGGCGCUCCGUCCGAGGUGUACACCUUCGGGACUCAGUACUGGUUCCUGGGCUGCUCCUACUUCUUGGGCCUGCUCAUCCCUGCUCACAUUUUCAUACCAGUCUUCUACAGACUGCGGCUGUCCAGCGCCUACGAGUAUCUGGAGCUGCGCUUCAACAAGACGGUUCGCAUAUGUGGGACGGUGACCUUCAUCUUUCAGAUGGUCAUUUAUAUGGGGGUGGUCCUGUAUGCUCCAGCGUUGGCACUCAAUGCAGUGACAGGGUUUGACCUAUGGGGGGCAGUGCUGGCCAUGGGGUUGGUGUGCACUGUCUAUACUGCUCUGGGGGGUCUGAAAGCGGUGAUCUGGACCGACGUGUUCCAGACGGUGGUGAUGUUCGCGGGCCAGCUGGCGGUCAUCGUGGUGGGGGCCAGUCAGGCAGGGGGCAUGGCGGAGGUGUGGAGGAAAGCGGUUAACGGCAGCCGCAUCGCUGGACUAGACCUGAACCCCGACCCUCUGGAGCGCCACACCUUCUGGACGCUUGGGGUGGGAGGAGUCUUCCUGAUGCUGGCUCUGUACGGGGUCAACCAGGCCCAGGUCCAGAGGUACCUCAGCUCUCGUACGGAGAAAGAGGCCGUCAUGUCCUGCUACGUAGUGUUCCCGUGCCAGCAGAUCGUCCUGUGUUUAGGUUGUCUGAUGGGUCUGGUCAUGUUUGCUCGCUAUGGAGAGGACAGCCCUCUGGACAAGGGCUACGUCAAAACCAACGACCAGAUGGUGCUGUACUUUGUGAUGGACGUGUUCAAGGACCUGCCCGGGCUCGCGGGACUGUUUGUGGCCUGUCUCUUCAGUGGAGCUCUCAGCACCAUCUCAUCAGCCUUUAACUCCCUAGCAACAGUAACCAUGGAGGACCUGAUUAAACCUCAAUUUCCAAACAUGACUGAAGCUAAAGCGACGCUGCUCUCCAAGGGACUCGCUUUGGUCUAUGGUCUGGUGUGUCUGGCUAUGGCCUACCUCGCCUCUGUAAUGGGAUCUGUGCUGCAGGCAGCCUUCAGCAUCUUUGGGAUGGUGGGUGGUCCUCUGCUGGGCGUCUUCUGUCUGGGACUGUUCUUCCCCUGGGCAAACUCCACCGGUGCGGUGGUCGGGCUAGUAUCGGGCCUCGCCAUGGCCUUCUGGAUCGGCAUCGGCAACUUUGUGAUGCGCAUGUCCGGCCCAGUCCCGCUGCCGUCGCUCAACGCCACCGCUCUGCCCCCGUUUGACAACAUGACCACCGCCGUCAUGACUACGCUGCUCAGCGCCACCACAGCCAAGCCGAGGCCAAGGGGCGUGGAGGCACUCUACUCGCUGUCCUACAUGUGGUACAGCGCUCACAACUCCACCGUGGUGGUGGUGGUGGGACUGAUAGUCAGCCUGCUAACAGGACCCAUGAAGGAGAAGGAUCUGACCCCCGGCACGGUGUUUCCGGUCCUGGGCACGCUGCUCUUCUUCCUGCCUGAGCGCUACAGGGAGAAGCUCUGCUGCGUCACUCCCCUGUCCCCUCCGGUCCAGAAGCCCAAAGAAAUCAAUGCACAGCCUUACCAGAUGGCCAAGAGAGACGGCAACGGAGCGGCUUACUGCAAAGAGGACACCGUCACAGAGGACAAGGAAGCGGAGAGUGACCAGGCACAAACGGAGGACGAAGACUUGGAGGCGAGGAUCGCUCUGCCUGCAUGUCAACUGGCGGCUCACACGGUUCAGGAGACGGCCUUGUGAUCCUUUCUCCUCCUACUUAUUACGCUCACACACCCCCAGAUACUGCACCUUGGGGGGGGAAGUGCAGCAACAGAUGGAUCAUAGAUGUGAAGUCGACCACUAAGUAGAAUAUCCCGAAGGUCUACAGCACCAAGGCUGAUGGACUUCAGCAUCUAACGUGGGGAAAGGGUGUUUCAUUCUUAACCUGCUCCCACCUUUUUUUCUCAAGAAAAAGAACUGAAAAAUCUACUUUUGCCAGGCUGGAUCUGUGCACCGGAGAGCCCAACACGGCAGCCGUCAAAGAAGAAAACGAGUCCGUCGAUCUCCGUUAGCGACGCGCAGGUUCGCCUCUGUCCAGAUGUGUGCAGCUUGGAAGGUAAUAGGAGUGGGUAGCUCUCAUGCACAAUGAGCUGUUCACUCUCUCCGUUUGACAAAAGAAUCAGGUAGUUCUUAAAUAGAUAUACAAGCUGUAAAUGAUGUAAACAAGAUGUGUUAUUUUUGUAGAGAAGAUGGAGCCAUAAAAAUCCCAGAAUAUGUUUUAAGAGAAUCUAAUAUAAAAAAAAAAAAAAGAAGAGAGAGACUUGAACGGAAGGCAUGACCGUACUGUGAUCGUGUAGUGUCUUUUAACAUGGCCUUGGUUCAAUGCUCAUAGUCGCCUUCUAGCUGCUACUAUAGAUGUCUAAAUACAGAGUCCACGGAGGCAGAGCUGUGUGUGUUCAGAUGAGGGCAGUUACAUUGGAUGGAGCAAAGUAAAUCCUGUUCCUACCACAGACCGUAUAUGGAGAUGGACAACAUGACAGCUCUCCAAGAGUGGAGCCAAAACCACUGCAAUAUACAGUAUACUGUAUAUGGAAUAUCAAUUUUACACAAAUGGCAGGCGGUAAAUAUGAGUGUGAUUUUUGGACGCAGCCUCUGUGUCCUCUUCUCUCCUCUUAGAGCUUCUGGAAAAGAUACUGACAUGAUUUUUAGUUAAGAUGAUCAUGUCAAAUGUCUUUGAAUGCAUUUGCAUUUUUUCCUAGUAGCUCUAAAUGCGAUACUUCCAUGCUGUUAUGUUGUUGUUAUGGGUUACUGCUUGGCCAGUGUAGAGAGAGAGAGAGAAUGAUUACAGCAACCAGUAACACUUCCACUACACAUCAUGUGUCAUGUGAGUACUGUAGUACUGUACUGUGUAGUUUUCUGUUGUUUCCACAGUCCUAGUGAACUAAGCAGUGCUAACUGACAGGAUGUGUUAGCCACACAAUGAAGCUCUAAAGUGCCUCACUGACUGUCCUCUAAUGAGCUGGUAUUAACCUGGGAUGUGUUGGCGCCGUCUGGUUUGGUGGCUAUCAACCUGGAACGCCCCUCUGAUGUGACCGCCCUGAAUAACACACAGCUCUGCUCUGAACCACCUCCAGAAGCCGUCUCGGGCCUCUGACACGGACCUCCUUUAGUUCCAUUAGGCAGUAACUUAAUAUAUUUGAAGGUAAAUAUGAUUCAGUCAUCUCUGGUAAUUUUGUAUUUUAACCACCUUUUUGAAAGUGCCCGUCUUAUUCUUAAUUUUUUUUUACAUCCAGGUUGUCGUCGGUGUCAGUAGAUUGAUUUGCUUUAGUCCAUGUGUAGUUUGAAUAUUAUCAUCAUGUUUUUUUGGAAUCACAGAAUUCUUGACCGUCACAUUUUUUAGCAUUUUGAAGUCAUCCAUUGUCAUGGUGUAAGAAGAGAGGUGUUGCGUGUCCAGUAUUUGUGAGUCAGUACUGUGUGUGGACUGCAUGGCCAUGUGACUUACCGUGUUUGAUCAACAUUGUUAAAGGUAAAAAUCUCCGGUUCGUUCUCUUUGACGGCGAUAAGCAGCAAUUGCAGGUGUGUUUUUCUUUUUUUAGAUCUCCCGUUCACUUGUAUUUGAGGUUUCAUCGUCUGUAGUCGUCACUUCUUUUUUUUGUUUUGUUUGUUCGACCGUAGUAACCGUUUACUCUCAAUACUAACAGAGACCGGAAAAAAACAGUUAACGCCGCUUCGCACGCGAGUGAGUUGAAGAGCGAGUCUGUUGCGUUAGCUCCGCCCCCCCCCCGGCGGACCAACCGCGCGCCAAUGGUGAUUUUUUUCCCAGGAAUGUCGCCACAGACUCCCAGUUCAAUCACCUUCAUGUUACCUCAUUCACCGAUAGACGGUGACCUAACAGUUAUUUAAAUGAAAAUCUUUGAGAUUAUUGUCUGUCACGUUUCCAAAGAGUUUUCUACAGUUUAUGGAGAGUCCUUAUGAAGUACAUUAAUACAGAUGUUUACCUACGUCUAAUCUAAACAGUCGUUCUAUGUCUAAGUAACGUCGUUCCAUCAGCAGGUGUGAAAAAGGUGUGAAAAGACUCCCGUGUCUCUGUUGCCUUAUAUUUUCCUGUUUAACCCUUGUGCAUCCCUUUUUAAAAAAAAAAAAAAAGUGUCUCUUUUGUCCUUAGAAGACAAAAAUAUCUGCGUCAAAAAAACUGCUAUAAAUUUAGAUAUUAUUUUCCACUUUCACUUCAGACCUGAUCAUAACUACCACAUUUUCAUUAAUUUUCUGAAUUUUAGUCCCUAUUUGUUUACAUAAUGCCGCAGUUGUUAUGGGAAAAAAACACCAAAAAUAAUUAUACUAAUUGCUAGGGGGAAUUUCAUUUUUUUUUUUAGUCUGGGAUAUGUCAAUGAUUAGCAACAACAUUUUUAUUUUUUGUGCAGUGUCAGAAUUUAAAAAAACAACUCCUCCCAUUUGUUACCUUUAGAGGACAAAAACAUUCCCUUCCUAAAACUAAUAUAAAAAUACUGUUUAUUCAUAUUAUUUUUACACUUUCACAGAAUUACUUUUUUUUUUUUUUAAACCAACAUUCUGGGAUGUGUCUAUCCUAAGCAACAAUAUUGUAUUUGGUGCGUUGCGU
Sebastes umbrosus (honeycomb rockfish) is the source of this 5160-nucleotide messenger RNA. RefSeq names its product solute carrier family 5 member 6a (gene slc5a6a). Bases 366 to 2303 code for a protein of 645 amino acids. The record is from RefSeq and is a predicted model, not a curated record. The transcript is spliced from 19 exons. Gene Ontology annotation, cellular component: membrane. Gene Ontology annotation, biological process: biotin transport; pantothenate transmembrane transport; sodium ion transport. Gene Ontology annotation, molecular function: sodium-dependent multivitamin transmembrane transporter activity. Lineage: Eukaryota; Metazoa; Chordata; Actinopteri; Perciformes; Sebastidae.